Tribolium madens (black flour beetle) is the source of this 1556-nucleotide messenger RNA. Its product is annotated as leukocyte elastase inhibitor-like. The transcript is spliced from 2 exons. The record is from RefSeq and is a predicted model, not a curated record. NCBI's taxonomy places the organism in Eukaryota, Metazoa, Arthropoda, Insecta, Coleoptera, Tenebrionidae. Gene Ontology annotation, molecular function: serine-type endopeptidase inhibitor activity. The coding region runs from base 111 to 1484 and encodes 457 amino acids.
UUCCCAUCAUCAGGUUUUCCCCACUAUAGCCAACCGCACAAAAUCGAAAAAUCUCUCGGUGUCGCAUUAGUGUUCAACGUAUCGGCGACCUGUUCACCUUGCGAUAAGUGAUGCGAGUGCACGUGAUUCUCCUGUUUUGCGCUUACGUCAGCGGCCAGGAGCCGGGGCCGCCGCCCCCGCUGCCCGCCGCCAACGAGGCCCUCGUCGAGCAGUACAAACUGGCCCUGGAGGCGGUCUUCGGCGUCGGGAUUCGCCUCCAGGCCUUCCUCGAGGGGGAGGAAAGGGAGAAUUUCCUCGUCAGUCCGAUUAGUGCGACUGUUAUUCUCGGACAGUUGAUUCUUGGAGCCGAAGGCGAAUUCCGGAAGCAAUUAGUCGAGUUAUUGGCCUUGCCCAAGGGUCACCUCUACGAAAACGAAAAUUACUACGAAAAGAAGAAGAAUGUCACGUUCCAGUUGCCCUAUUCUACGCUGCAUUUACAGCUCGCGAGCUUGGUCAAGAAGCUGGAGGCGGCAAACGACACAAAAAAACAUUUUACGCUCAAGCAGAAAAGUGCGCUCUUUAUUGACCACUCUGUCAAACUGAAUAAGACGUUCAAAAUGAAUCUCCAAAAUUUUUACAAUACCAAGAUUAAGAUGUUUGAUUUUCAAAAUAAACAAACUGAGGCUUUAAGUUGGAUCAACACUUGGGUGUCUAACAACACUCGCGGCCUCAUCACUUCCAUCCUCCCUGAGCCGCCCUCCCCCACCACUCUCUCGAUUUUCGCCAACUACAUCUACUUCAAAGCCGACUGGGAGCUCCCCUUCAGCCACGAAUUGAACCGUGACGGCCUCUUCAGCGUCACCACCACCGAAACCAUCCCCGUGACCUACAUGCUCAACUUCCUCGAGCAAAUCCCCUACUUCGAAUCCCCCGAAUUCCGCCUCAUUUCCAUCCCCUACGUCGACCAGGAACUGGGGAUGUACCUAAUCCUCCCGAACAACGACAAUCCCCACAAAUACGAUAUUAAAACAUUCGCCCAGAAUUUGAAAUCGAGACAGAUUUUGGACAGUUUGAACCAAACCCGUCGCAAGGACGUCGUGGUGAAAAUCCCGAAAAUGUCCCUUCGGUACAGUUUCAGUCUCUUGAACCAGUUGAAAAAAUACAGGGCGUUCAAAAAGACAAACAUUAAAAUCAACUCGACGAAUGUCGUCGAUAAGCUUGACGAUCGAGUCGACGCCUUCAACAACUUCACAAAAGUGGACGAAAAAGACGUGUUUUUGACGGGGGCGGCUCUGGGGGCGGGUCUCCGCGUCGACGACAUGAUCCAACAGGUGGCAAUCACGGUCAACGAGAAGGGGACGGAGGCCGCCGCCGUCACCGCCGCCACCAUUGACUACAUGGGCGGCUCGAAGAACUUCGUCGUCGAUCGGCCCUUCAUCUUCUUCAUACGACACGAGGCCUCCGGUGCGACCCUCUUCUGGGGCACCGUCUCCAAGCCCAAAUAGACACAAGACUGAACUAGUGAUAAGUGACUUUGUAUUUAUUUAUUUUUUAAUUGAAUAAAGCGAAAUUACCUC